Molecule: messenger RNA, 9250 nt
Organism: Myxocyprinus asiaticus (Chinese sucker)
Lineage: Eukaryota; Metazoa; Chordata; Actinopteri; Cypriniformes; Catostomidae
Product: neuromedin-K receptor-like
Exons: 5
Coding region: 255-1433 (392 amino acids)
Biological process (GO): G protein-coupled receptor signaling pathway; positive regulation of flagellated sperm motility
Cellular component (GO): sperm midpiece; plasma membrane
Molecular function (GO): tachykinin receptor activity
Source: RefSeq, a predicted model, not a curated record
GUGGUGCGGUGGUUUGGCAGGAAUCCAAUCUGACUCUUACUCAAGACAUUGUGUUUGGUAAGGAAGGCCUGUAUCCGGGCGUUCAGGAUACAACAGAAAGUCUUCCCCAGAUUACUGCUCACACAAUACUCUCUCUCUCUCUCUCUCUCUCUACACACACACACACACACACACACACAAUCACACACAGGGGCGCUGCUCCACCUGUGAGCAGACACACCGACAGACAGACAGACAGACAGACAGCUCUAGUCAUGUCCGCAUCAGGGAAUCACUCAAACUUCACUAACAGGUUCGCGCAGUCUCCGUGGCGCGUCACGCUCUGGGCGCUCGCGUUCGCGCUGGUUUUGCUGGUGGCCGUGACCGGAAACCUGAUCGUCAUCUGGAUCAUUCUUGCGCACAAGAGGAUGAGAACCGUCACCAACUACUUUCUGCUGAACCUCGCGGUGUCUGACGUGUCCGUGGCCGCGCUCAACGCAACGGUUAAUUUCGUGUACGCCGCGCACGGGGACUGGUACUUCGGUGACGCGUACUGCCGCUUCCAAAACUUCUAUCCGGUGGCCGCGGUGUUCGCGAGUAUCUACUCCAUGAGUGCCAUCGCGUUAGACAGGUACAUGGCGAUAAUCCACCCGCUGAAGCCCCGCCUCUCUGCAACGGCCACGAAAGGCAUGAUCGCCUGCGUGUGGAUUCUGGCCGUGAUUCUGGCAUUUCCGCUGUGCUUUUAUUCCACAACACGAGUGGUUCUGCCCAGAACACUCUGCUAUGUGGCUUGGCCACGACCUGCAGACGACCCCAUCAUGUAUCAUGUGAUUGUAGCAGUGCUGGUUUAUCUCCUGCCUCUCGUGGUAAUGGCUGCCACCUACAGCAGGGUCGGACUCACUCUGUGGGGGGGUGAAAUUCCAGGACAUUCCUCAGAAAACUUGCAGGAUCAGCUAAAGGCCAAACGAAAGGUUGUGAAGAUGAUGGUGAUCGUGGUGGUAACAUUUGCGGUCUGUUGGCUGCCGUAUCACGUGUAUUUCAUUGUAACGGGACUCAACAGAGAGCUGAAUAAAUGGACGUUCAUCCAGCAGGUUUAUCUGUCAGUGCUGUGGCUGUCAAUGAGCUCAUCAAUGUACAACCCUAUUAUAUACUGCUGCCUGAACAGCAGGUUCCGUGCGGGAUUCAAGCGAGUGUUUCGCUGGUGUCCCUUCAUUCAUGUGUCGAACUGUGACGAGUUAGAACUCCACACGAUCCGCUUCAUACAGAACCGCCAGAGCAGCCUGUACACGGUCACACGCAUGGAUUCUAGUGCCGAUGCCAGUGCAAACUCCACGAGACGCAAGAGCUCAUGCGGCAGUCACCGCAGCAGCCAAUCGCGGACCUCCACACGCCUGUCACUCAAUGGUGGUCUCUGUGGCAACCCUGUAAGCACAGCAGGGAAAGAACUCAGCUAAGAGCCAAUCACAAACAAGAACACAAGAACUUCACAUCAGCCACCGUAGCUCAGUCAACAACUUAUAUUCUCACUGUAGGUAUAUAUAUAUAUAUAUAUAUAUAUAUAUGUGAAAUUAAACACACUUUGUUUUCAGUAUUCAGACCUGAAGUAAAUUUUCGUGAAGUAUGUUCUCACAUUAGAGCUUUUGGUUUGUUUGACGUCAGAGUUGAAUUCUGUGUAGUGCGGUUUUAAACCAACGCACCACUCUGUCGAGUUGGGUCUUGCUAUUUCCAACACAUAUCCAUACAACAAAGAAAGGAAAAACACCAAUGCUGAAAAAUAAUGCAGGUUUAUUCCAUAAUCAAUCCAGAAACGAAAUUAAUCAAUUUCCAGGUUUUGAGCAUGGUUGAAAAACUUGUUGGCUUUCUUUGCCCAACUUACCUCGCUUGUCCAAAUAACCACACCCCUAAAUAAGUCAUGACCCCUCGCUUCCUGGCGAUUCUGGGUUUUAACUAAUCAAAUAAGUUUAUCUCUAUAAAGUUAUAACCAAAAUAUCAAAUCAUUAAAUGGAGUGUGAAUAAACCAAGAUAAUAAAUAUAAUUUUUUACAAUUAAAUGCAAGGUGGCUCCAACACCUAAUUGUCAAAGCAUUUAGUAUGCAAUUACCUCAAUAAAUAAAAAAUGGAGCCAUAAUACAAGAAUAGAUUUCUUAUCACAUAAUUCUGCUAACAUUAGUACAGUUAUUCAUACACAUCAUCAGUUUAUUAAAUUAUACAUUGAGCAUCACAGUUUUUCUGUGUUUUUUAUAAGUGUGCAUUUAGAAUUAAUCUUCAGUCUAUAGGUACAUGCACAUGUUUUGUUCAGUUUAUCAUACAAUCCAUUAUACAGAAAUUUACAAAUUGUCUCUACAGUUCAAUCCUUGUAAGUCACUGUCAAGUGUACAAUCAGUAAGUCCGAAGUCAGUGCAAGUGAAAGUGUAAAAGUGCUGGAGCUUAAGAACUCUUCAGGUGUGCAUCAAUCUGUCUCUGGAAGGAAACAGAGUUUGCUGAUUGGUAUAUCGAGUACACUGUUCUUGGUUUUGACCCGGACCUGCCAUACAAGACCUUUGGAAUCUGCCAUAAUUUCCAGGAUUCUACCCAUUCUCCAACAAUUCCAAGGGAUGUUUUCUUCAAUAACAAGGACAAGGUCUACAGGUUUUAUUUUAUGUGUCUUCUUAUUCCAUUUUUGCCAGCCUUGCUGUAGAGGUUGAUUCUCCCUGGUCCAAAACAUCAGCAAUGUACUGGACUUGCCUCCAGAGUUUUUCUGGUAUACUGGUCCUCUUUUCUGAAGAGCCCAGGUGGAAGAGGUGGCCAACUCUUGAGUGGCAACAAGUGGUAAGUUGUGAAAGCCUCUAAAUUACUUGGGUGAUCUGAAGCUUUGGUAAGCUGACUGUUCAUGAUGGCCUCUAUCGCACUCAAGGCUGUAUGCAGUGCUUCAUCAGUAAGUGCUUGCUCUUUCAGCACACACUGCAGGAUAUAUUUGGCUGAGCAGAUCAGGCACUCCCAGAGACCUCCAUGAUGAGCCCCAAGUGGUGGGUUAAAUUUCCACAAAAUACCCACUCCUUGUAAGGCAUAAAAUAUAUUGUUUUGAUCCAGGGCCUUAAUGGCUGUCCUGAGUUUGUGAUUGGCACUCUCAAAAUGAGUUUCAUUGUCUGAUCUCAGCUCCAGUACAGGGCACACAAAACACCGGUAGAUCAGACAUCUUUUGUUGUGCUGCCGUUGCAUGCAAACAAUGACAAGUGAUGCAUUCUUUAAUCAUUCUCCGCACCAUUGCACCGGCAUGGGGAAUCCAAAAAUGUUGACGUAGUUUUGACAAUGUGUGAUUCUUUCCACAACACCCAACUUGGUCAUGCACAUCACAUAGGAUAAGCUCUUAUAUGAGACUGGUUUUGAGGAUUAUUGCUGGGCAUUUCUGUUCUUCUGGCAAGAAGGUUUAGCUUAAACUACCUCCAACUCUCAAGAUUCCAUCAGCCAUAUGUGGGUCCAGUUUGUAGAGAGAAGUUGUUCUUCCAACACUGUUUACCUUUCUCCAACAGGGCAAUUUCUUUUUAAAAAUAUUCUUGCUGAAUUAACCAUACAAUAUAUUUCUCAGCAUGGUCUAUGUCUUCCACUGAAAGAGUUGAGUAAUUCAGGACCUCUUUUGUCAAUCACAUGAGAAGUCUUGCAGAGAGAUUUUUCUUUGGUCAUUUUAUCAAUCUGCUGCCAUGCCGAUCUCAACUUUUUAAACGCAACCUUCAGUCUAAGAAGCCAUUCCACACUGGUUUGCAGUUUUUUUUCCAAGAACAGAAGUGUGAGAUUAACUUCAUCAAAGGGUUUUCCUUUUUUAAUUCAGUGCUGCAGGCAACUAUGUCUCUUUUUACUUCAGGGUCAUUAGCAGAUACUUGCUUCACUGGAAAAGGCUGUGGCCAAUGUGUCUCUGGAAAGUCAAGGAAUUGUGGAGCCAAAAUUUGUCUUGUGGUUGAAAGGAAUGCUGUGGCUCUUAGGUCACGAGAUGUGUGAUCAGCAGGGUUAAGCUCUGAGCUUACGUAUCUCAGUUUUGAUGGUUGCAUCAACUUGGUAAUAAUGGUGAAAAUUGGCAACAAAGAUCUUGAAAUAUUUGUUUCUGUUCGCUUGGUAUUUCAAAACAGCCGUGCUUUCGGACCAGAAUACAGACUUUGACAUUGCAAUUUGCAGCUCCAUUCUUAAUAGAUGAUCAAUUCAUGCAGCUUAAACAGCUGCUAUAAGCUCGAGCCUGGAAAUGAUUGUAUACUUAAGUGGAGCAACAUGGGAUUUCAGAAAUGGUACAUGUACAUUAUUAUGACAGUCCAUUAGUCUUAGAUAUGACACAUUUCCAUAGCCCUUUUCACAAGCAUCACAAAAUUGAUGCAGUGGGGCAGUCUUCAGCUUCACAAAACCUGGAGGUAAGCAUCUUCUCACCUUGAAAGGAUGCAGCUCUGGUAAAUCAGUCAGCCAGUUUUGCCAUUGUUCAGCAAAAACUUCAGGAAUGCUGUAACCCCAACUACAUUUUUACUUACAGAGAUCUUGUAGUAUUUGUUUUCCAACAAGAAUCACUGGUGAUGGUCACCACUUUGGCCCUCUUUUCUUGAGGAGUGACAGUCAGGACGUCCCUGAAAUUAAAUAUCCACCUUGUCAGCCUGUAUCCUCCUUGUGCACAAAGAUCUGUCAAUUCUUUAUGAAGUGAAACAGCUUCUUUUGAUUACUGCAUAUACUUGAGAAAGUCUGGGUACUAUUCAUGAUUGUUUAUAGCUAUUUGUUUGAGGGCAAAGCUAACACAGCUGGGGACAAAUAUAGUGCCAAAAAGAUGCACUAUUAUCCUAUAGUCCACUAAAUCUGUGUUUACAUUGUCAUCAGGUCAUCAGCGAAAUCAAAGGAAGUCUGUAUCUUCACUCGUACUUGAUGGAACAUGCUCUCAAUAUCCUCCAUUAAUGCAAUGGGCGAAAUCUAAGCAACUCCAAAAAGGCUGCUGGUCAAGUCUGGGCCUGGCAGCAACUCAUUGUUCAAAGACAUUCCACAAAAAGAUGAAGCACAAUCAAAAACUUUUCCGAUCGUUUGCUUUUUAGGGUGAAAGACACCAUGUCUUCAUGGCUGCAACAUCUCUGAUGGAACGAGCUCUGCAUAGCCUUUACCAGUCAUAUCACUCAUGAAAGCCUUGUACUCUUCAAAAUAGUUAUAAUUCCUCUUGAAUUCCUUCAUGAGCUGAAUUGCCAUUUGUCUGUUUUUUGACAUUAUUACAUUUGGAUUUCUGAAUGGUAGUUGUAUGUAAUAAUGUUUGUUUUUCAGAACAGCAGUUUUUUCCACAAUUUCCAUGAACUGGUGGUCAUCUACAGACAUCUCUGCCUUGUCGACAGAUUGUUCUAUAAAGCCCUGAUUGUACUGCAUUUUCACUAGCUCUUCCAAAAUAGAAGUUGAUGUUUAUUUAGUGUGUGUGGAGGCUCACACUAUUCCACGCGCCCCACCGAGAGCAAGAACCACCAUAUAGCGACCACGAGGAAGGUAAGCCACGUGACCCUCCCUAGCAACGGGACGAAUUGGUUGCUUUGGAAGCCUGGCUGGAGUCACUCAGCACACCCUGGAUUCGAACACGUGAUUCCAGUGGUGGUCUUUGCUUGCUGAGCUACCCAGACCCCUAGAAGUUGAUAUUCUGUUGCCGUAUAAAACAUGAUGUCUGUGCUUACUGGUGGUACUGGUGGCUUGUGGAAGUGGUAUUAGGGAGGCCAGCAGGGGGUGCUCACCCUACAGUCUGUGUGGGCCCCAAUGCCCCAGUAUAGUGAUGGGGACAGUAUACUGCAUCCUUCGGAUGAGACCUUAAAUCGAGGUCCUGACUCUCUGUGGUCAUUAAAAAUCCCAGGGUACUUCUCGUAAAGAGUAGGGGUGUAACCCUGAUGUCCUGGCCAAAUUACCCCCAUGGGCCCUUAUCAGUCAUGGCCUCCUUAUAAUCCCCAUCUAUAAAUUGGCUAUAUCACUCUACUCCCUCCUCUCCACCUAUAGCUGGUGUAUGGUGAACGUUUUGGUGCACUAUGGAUGCUGUCGCAUCAUCCAGGUGGAUGCUGCACACUGGUGAUGGUUGAGGAGAGUCCCCUGUUCACAAUGUCAAAUCAAAAUCAAAUCCCUUUAUUGUCACUCAACCAUAUACACAAGUGCAACAAUGGGUGAAAGUCUUGGGUGCAGUUCCGAGCAACAUACAGUAGCAGUAUGACAAUUACAAUAAACAUCUGAUUUACACAUAACACAUUUUACACAUCUGUUACACAACACAAUAUACAAUAUACACCUAAUAAUAUACAAUUUACAGUAUACACAAAAUAAGAAGACUGUAUACAAAAAAAUAAUAAUAAUAUACAAUAUACAGUAUAUACAAAAUAAGAAGACUGUAUACAAUAAAAAUACACUGUACCCCCCCAUGUAAUCAGUGGAAAUAAAUAUGAAGUGUUCUGUUGACAUUCAGCUGUCAGUUGAUAGUCAGUUGCCAGUGUGUUAUUAAGAGAAGUAUAAAAUGUGAGUCCAGUCUGAGGCUAAUAAUGUGCUGUGCUGAUAUAUGUAUCGUGAGCGACCAAGAGUUCAAAAGUCUGAUUGCUUGGGGGAAGAAGCUGUCAUGGAGUCGGCUGGUGCGGGUCCUGAUGCUGCGAUACAGCCUGCCUGAUGGUAGCAGUGAGAACAGCCCAUGGCUCGGGUGGCUGGAGUCUCUGAUGAUCCUCCAAGCUUUUUUCACACACCGCCUUGUAUAUAUUUCCUGGAGGGAGGGAAGCUCACCUCCGAUGAUGUGUCUGGCAGUUCGCACCACCCUUUGCAGUGCUUUGCGGUUGUGGGCGGUGCUAUUGCCGUACCAGGCGGAGAUACAGCCAAUCAGGAUGCUCUCCACAGUGCAGGUGUAGAACCGUGUGAGAAUGUGGCGGUUCAUUCCAAACUUCCUUAGCCGUCUCAGGAAGAAGAGGCGCUGAUGAGCCUUCUUCACAACGACUUCAGUGUGGAUGGACCAUGUGAGUUCCUCAGUGAUGUGGACACCCAGGAACUUGAAGCUGCUGACUCUCUCCACUGGUGCUCCAUUGAUGGUGAUGGGACUGUGUUCUCUGUCUUUUCUUCUGAAGUCCACCACAAGCUCCUUUUGUCUUACUGACGUUGAGGGAGAUGUUGUGCUCCUGACACCAGUGUGUCAGAGUGUGCACCUCCUCUCUGUAGGCUGUUUCAUCAUUGUCAGUGAUCAGACCUACCACCGUCGUGUCAUCAGCAAACUUAAUGAUGGCAUUGGAGUUAUGUGUUGCCACACAGUCAUGUGUGUACAGGGAAUACAGUAGUGGGCUGAGAACACAGCCCUGUGGGGCUCCAGUGUUGAAGGUCAGUGAUGAGGAGAUGUUGCUGCCUAUUCUAACCACCUGGCGUCUGCUUGACAGGAAGUCCAGGAUCCAGCUGCAUAGUGAGCUGUUUAAGCCCAGAGCCCAGAGUUUCACAUCAAAAAUGUAAAGCGUUUUGAGUGUUGUGUCAGAAAAGCGCUAUAUAAAUGUAACAUUUAUUAAUUAAUUCAUGUUGUCAAUAUUUAGGGGACCGUUCACCACCCAUCCAAGGACGGUCUUAACAGCAUAAUCCCCACCUUCAACGCUAUUGAUAAUCUUCCACGGUUCCAAAGACUUUGGAGCAUUGACCCCAAUUAGAAGACAAACAACAGUGUUUAGAUAUUUGAGUUUUACCUCAUCCAAAAAUGGCCAUGGUUCAAGAUCCUCCUGUAGGAGCACAUUAUCCUUACUAACUUGCAUCAACUUCUGAUUGUACACAUCAGGCAGACACACAAAUGUGUCUUCACCAAGCCCUGCUACCUCUAACCCAGCUAUCUUGAAGCUGUUGACAUGGCCCUUUUUAUUUUAGUAGGAUCCCUUUCAUCAAUAACCCUAACCCAUCAAUGCUUCUGUGCUGAAGGUUGCUGAGCUUCCUAAAUCCAAGAAACAGCUUACAACAGCUUUUUAAUUUUCAAGAUCACCGCAACAAUUUCUCAAUAAAUAUAACAUGCGUGCAGUCUCAUUUCGAAAACACUUGAACUUGAUCUUCAUCGUGCAUCUUCAGACAAACAAAAGCAGUGUCAAGCAGUCUUUGUCAAACAAGCGCUUUAAAGUAAGAAUAAAAAACUCUUCUUUGUUCUCACAGAAAUGUCUUUGAAUCCUAUGUGUCCACUGACAUUCCAACUGCAGAAGUAAUAUCCAUUAUAUACAACAAUCCAUCAACAUCAGCCAAGUUUUCAACUUAAUGUAGUGCCGUUUUAAACCAACGUGCCACUCUGUCGAGUUGGGUCUUGCUAUUUCAAACACAUCAAAGAACAACAAAGAAAGGAAAAACUCCAGUGCUGAAAAAUAAUUCAGGUUUAUUCCAGAAUCCAUUCAAAAACUAAAAUAAUCAAUUUCCAAGUUUUGAGCAUGGUUAAAACAGCAUCUGGCCAACAGAAUAAAGCAUCUGGCCAAUGGACAGCAGUUAUUCAUUUAUUCAGUCAGGAAUAAUGCCAGCUUUUCUAGCAUUACUACAAAACGUACAAUUUUUACCCAGCUGUGUCAGUGUUAAUUCCACUGUAUGUUAGUUCUGUUUUUUGUGUUCUCUUUUCUGGAUCUUUUGUUUAAAAAUGGUGAUACAGCACAGAUCAGAUCAGUAACCAUUGUUGGGUAGAUUACUUAUGAAAUGUAAUCUGGUACUGAUUACAAAUUACACAACUAAUGUAAAUCUGUAAUGUAAUCUUUUAAAUUACUAUUUUUAGGUAAUCUGAUUACUUCUGGAUGACAUUAAUUUAGCUAACCCUAAACAUCUGAUUAUACAUGUAAUCCAAUUACAAGUAUUUCAUUUUUGUAAUCUUAUUAUGUAAUUCAGUUUAUAUGAAAUCUCUUAUGUUCCAACACUGUCAGUAACUUUAUUAACUGUCAAGCAAAAUUAUUAACCACAUACAUUCUUAACGCACAUUGUUUAUACAGUUCCAGUUUUGCAAUGCAUCUGUUUUUUAUUGUCUGUAGAAGAAUAUUAGUUAAGUGUUCAUAACCAGAAGUGUUGAAAUAAUAAAGUGUUAUGGUUAUGGUAUUAUGUAUGUCACCCCUCUGCCUGGUAUAGAUAUUCUCUGAAGAACCAAGUAAACAAUUAAAUUUGUAAUGUACUUUCAAACUCGUUGUGUAAGUUCUGAUUACCAGGCCAGAUGCUCACAAUAACAGGACUAAUUAUAUUCUGUGUGUGUGUGUGUAUUCAUUCAAAGGUCUGGAUUCACAAAUUGUCUGGAAGGUAUAUAUAUAUGCCAUCUGUAUGUUGUCACUGUCAAAUGAUAAAGAAUGUGAAAAGUG